ACACCCUCUUGAGUAAUGCAGCUGAAUUUAGAGGUAGGAUUCAGUAGCAGCACUCAAGUAACCACCGGAGCAGUUUUUACUCGCUGCGGCAACAGCGAAGGGGAUCCUGAAUCUCACUUCCAUGUUGCAAUGCACCUUGGAGCAUGGAGUUGGACCUGCCCCCGGAGAAGGAAAUGCCAGCAGCUACAUCUGGGCAAGCUUCCUAAUUUGCAGUGAAAUGGCCAUUCGCUUCCUUUCCUUUAUCAUCUUCUCUUUGAUGCCCCUUUUUGUCUCAGGCACAUUACUGCCAGCACCUCAGAACAUCACAAUACUGUCCACCAAUAUGAAGCAUUUUCUGGUAUGGAAGCCGGUGAUCUUGCCCAAAGAAACUGUAAAAUAUUCAGUCGAGUUUCAAGGGGAAUAUGAGAGAGACUACGGCAAUGACAGCUGGAUUCCCAUUGGAGAGUGUACGGGCAUUAGUGUUACUCAGUGCGACAUCACAGAAGACGUUUCUGCCACUGUGCCGUACAAUCUACGAGUUAGGGCCGCUCUGGGGACCCAGGUCUCACGCUGGGCCACUCUCGAGAGGCUCUUCAAUCGUAUCACAACAUCCCUUGUUCCACCUAUGUUGACUGUCACAGCUGAUGGAUAUCAUUUGCUCGUGGAGCUCGAGCGUCUAGGCCCUGCCUUUGAAUUCUGGGUAUUUUACUGGAGGAAAGACCAAGAGCGCAAGGUGCACCGCAAAGUGGUGAGAGACAGCAGCAUUGCCAUACAUCUGGAGACCAUGGAAGCGGGAGCUGAAUACUGUAUUAGAGCCCAGACCUACGUUGAGGCCAUUAACCGAAGUAGCAAUUUCAGUGAUGUGCAGUGUGUGACGGCUGGAGACAGCAAAGCCAUAUGGGUGACUUUUGCCCCACUCUUCUUGGUUGUCUUCGUUGCGACGGUUUUGGUGCUUCUUUAUAUCGUUUGGAAAAUCUGCCGGAUCUGCCAGUAUUCCUGCUGCCCCAGUGUGGGUCUGCCAGACACGUUGAAACUCACAGAAUCACCUGCUAGGAUUCUAAAUUACAAAGGAGAGGACAUGGAGAAAUGUGAUGAGUCUGUGCAAGUGCUGGGCCCUGAAGAGCUCCUUCUCCACUUUUGGAUUCAUGACACCCUUUAAUAUCACAUUGAAGAUGC
Elgaria multicarinata webbii is the source of this 1155-nucleotide messenger RNA. It is a transcript of the gene IL20RB, whose product is annotated as interleukin 20 receptor subunit beta. The transcript has 7 exons. The record is from RefSeq and is a predicted model, not a curated record. Gene Ontology annotation, molecular function: cytokine receptor activity; interleukin-20 binding. Bases 122 to 1138 code for a protein of 338 amino acids. Lineage: Eukaryota; Metazoa; Chordata; Lepidosauria; Squamata; Anguidae. Gene Ontology annotation, biological process: cytokine-mediated signaling pathway. Gene Ontology annotation, cellular component: plasma membrane.